GCUUCGAGAUGCAUGUGUCUUGCAGCAGUACGUGUGACAUUGACUCAUCCUGCCGGCUGGUGCUGGCCAAGCGGCAAGGUGGAGCACAUAUCUUUCAAGACCUCUUCCAUCAAUUUCCGGGGUGGGAGCGUGACGCCAACCUGGCCCCAGCUGAGCAAGUGGCGCGACUUAAGGCUUUCUACAGACCUGGGGUGGCGUGCCCCUGCAGUGCUCACGCACAACUUUGCUCGGAGCCUCCAGUGGACGGGCACGUGUUGGGAAGCCCGUGUCAACCAUGGUCAAGAUACGGGCGUCGCCUUGGUCACUCUGAUGCUCGCACUUGUGCUGCUGCGCGAGCUGUUGGGGAGAAUGCAAUCCUUGCAGCCAAGCUUGGUUAUCAAGGAUUUCUUGGUGGCCACGCCCUCCAUCCUCUUGGCGCAUGAGAACGCCCUUCGUGCCAAGCGUCGUUUGGCUCCUUUGACGACGUGGCAUUUGGUCGACUACGAGGACAUGUGGAAGCAGCGACAUCAUGUGCUGCCCGAGCUAGACGAAUCUUGUGUUUUCGACCUUUCGCAGAAUCCCAAGAAACGCUUCUGCGCUGCUUCCAACGCGACCUGUGCACAAGCAGCGCACAUGCCCCUGGAUCCCUGUGCCGAGAU
Molecule: messenger RNA, 638 nt
Organism: Symbiodinium necroappetens
Lineage: Eukaryota; Dinophyceae; Suessiales; Symbiodiniaceae
Source: the annotation of a GenBank genome assembly